AUGAACAAUUUCCCUGUUGUUGCUGUUGUUUUAUUCAUUUGUUGACUUUUAUCGAAGUGUUCUCGCGAGAUUUGACAGAACGAGAGGGCUCAUGGCGCUGCGCAUGCUGUGAAUAAAGGACAAACACGACCUGUAUAAUUCUCAUACUCGCAGACCUUCUGAAAAUAUUUCAGUGUCAAACUGCAAGUUAUGGAGGAACCUUCAAAAUUUGAGCGAUAUGUGUAUAAAAAUGCUUCAGUUUACCAUUAUAUGAAGAUAUCUCUAGUUUUGGAAAAUGGAAACAAAUAUAUUACUGAUGCACAGUUCAAACAAUUGAUCGUCUGUGGACUUAAAGACCUGUACGGAGAGGUUGGAGCUUCUUUUCCAUUUGAUUUGCUUAAGUUUGAUCAGAACGAACUGACCGGGAUACUGAGAGUGUACAACAGCGGGCUGGUGAAAUUGUGGAGUGCGUUAACUUUACUGGGAUCAUAUCAGAAUGAGGCGUGUGCAUUCAGAGUCACGCAGGUCUCGCCGUUUUUGCUAGCAUUGUCCGGGAAUAGCCGUGAGCUGCAGUUUGGAGACCAGCUGACAUUGUGAGUAGGGCACAGGUCGCUUUACGUGGGUGAACGGGCCUCGCUAAACAAAACAUUCAGUGCCAGAGACGUCGCACUUUUUGCUGAGCUGACGGGGGACACAAAUCCUCUCCACCUCGACCCCGAAUAUGCCAAAACAACC
Messenger RNA from Onychostoma macrolepis, 714 nucleotides. RefSeq names its product ribonuclease P/MRP 14 subunit (gene rpp14). The record is from RefSeq and is a predicted model, not a curated record. Gene Ontology annotation, biological process: tRNA 5'-leader removal. The coding region runs from base 190 to 576 and encodes 128 amino acids. The transcript is spliced from 7 exons. NCBI's taxonomy places the organism in Eukaryota, Metazoa, Chordata, Actinopteri, Cypriniformes, Cyprinidae. Gene Ontology annotation, cellular component: ribonuclease P complex.